This is a messenger RNA of Boeremia exigua, 1063 nucleotides long. RefSeq lists its product as uncharacterized. Gene Ontology annotation, molecular function: oxidoreductase activity, acting on the CH-OH group of donors, NAD or NADP as acceptor. The transcript has 4 exons. Lineage: Eukaryota; Fungi; Ascomycota; Dothideomycetes; Pleosporales; Didymellaceae. The coding region runs from base 104 to 1063 and encodes 319 amino acids. The record is from RefSeq and is a predicted model, not a curated record.
CUAUUCGUUUUAUGGAAGAUGUUCAACAUACUUCAGAGAAAGCAGCCGGCCUUGGCCAUGUAUCAUAACUCAUCGCGUGAACGAUCCUACCUGCACUUUCAAGAUGACCAAAGAACUCGUCCUCAUUACCGGCGUCUCGGGCCACGUAGGCUUUCGCGUCCUCGUUGAAGCACUGUCCCGCAACUACAGUGUCCGCGCCGUCAUCCGCAGAUCAGAGCAGGAAGCCCAGAUCCGCCGCACUGAGUCCAUCAAGUCACGCGAAGCAGACCUACAGUUUGUGGUCGUGGAAGACUUGCUCAAGGAGGGCGCAUUCGACGGAGUUCUAGAUGGAGUCGAUGGCGUGCUCCACGUAGCAUCGCCGCUUCCAAUGGCCACGGAAGACUACAGGCGCGAUGUAAUCGACCCCGCCAUCCUCGCCACAACCAACGUCCUCACGGCCGCGGCAAAAGUGCCUUCGGUCAGACGAGUCGUCAUCACGUCGUCCAUCGCAACACUGCUGACAAUGGACCCCUUCACCUCCCCCAUCGCCGCUUACGCCGCAUCCAAAACCCACGCCCUCGCGGCCUCCGAGGCCUUCGUCGCGCGCGAGCAGCCGCACUUCGACAUCGUCAGCAUCCUGCCCAGCAUGGUGAUUGGGCGCAACGAGCUGAGCACCGCGGCUCGGGAUCUCGAGACGGGUACGAACGGCAUCGUCAUCGGGCCGCUGAUCGGCGCGAAGUCUGAGAUGCCCACGCUAGGGGCGUCGGUACAUCUGCAUGAUGUGGCGCGCGCGCAUGUCGAUGCGUUGAAUCCGGCGAUGUCAGGGAAUCGCAGACUGCUGUGUUCGUCUGGGGGAUUGGAGGGGACGGUGUGGGAUGCGGCGAAGGAGGUGGUGCGGCGACGGUAUGCGAAGGAGGUGGCUGAUGGGGUGUUUUCGCUUGCUGGGACAGCGCCGAGUAGACCAAUGAGGUUUGAUGUGUCAGAGACAGAGAAGCUGCUUGGAUGGGAGUUUAUUGGGUUUGAGGAGCAGGUGGUAAGUGUGGUGGAUCAGUAUGUGGAGUUAGUGACCAGUCGAGCGUCUUGA